Molecule: messenger RNA, 705 nt
Organism: Lonchura striata (white-rumped munia)
Lineage: Eukaryota; Metazoa; Chordata; Aves; Passeriformes; Estrildidae
Source: RefSeq, a predicted model, not a curated record
GUCCGCCCGCGCCGGCCCGCCCGCGCCUGCGCACUGCGGCUCCCUCUCCGCGUCGGCGCCGACGGAAGAUGGCCAAGCGCACCAAGAAGGUCGGGAUCGUGGGUAAAUAUGGGACCCGUUACGGUGCGUCCCUUAGGAAAAUGGUGAAGAAGAUUGAAAUCAGCCAGCAUGCCAAGUACACCUGCUCCUUCUGUGGCAAGACCAAAAUGAAGAGGAAGGCUGUGGGUAUCUGGCACUGUGGAUCCUGCAUGAAGACAGUUGCUGGUGGUGCCUGGACUUACAAUACCACCUCUGCAGUGACAGUCAAAUCUGCCAUCAGAAGACUGAAGGAACUGAAAGACCAGUAGAAGCUACUUCCUGUUCUCCUUGUGAAACAUCCUUUUUUCUCCACUGUCAAGAUCUGUCCUUUUAUUAAUAAAAGGGCGAUGAUGGUGUGGAAUAAUUUUUGUCUUUUCUGCUUGAAGUCCAGUCUGUUAUGUAUGGUGAGUGCCAGGUGCCCACCCAAACUGCCCCAUCACUGCCUUCCUCUACUGGACAAGGGAGAGAAAUUAUAAUAAAGGUCUGUGGGUGGGAUAAGGGCAGGGAGAGAUCCCUCACCAGCUACUGUCAUGGGAAAAACAGACCUGACUUGAGGAAACCAGUGUAAUUUAUUAACAAUUGUUUCAGAGUAGGACAAUGAGAAAUAAAACCAAAUAUUAAUUCCAA